Molecule: messenger RNA, 891 nt
Organism: Plenodomus lingam JN3
Lineage: Eukaryota; Fungi; Ascomycota; Dothideomycetes; Pleosporales; Leptosphaeriaceae
Biological process (GO): cytosolic ribosome assembly; ribosome biogenesis
Source: RefSeq, a predicted model, not a curated record
AUGCCCGUCAACGUAUUCCAGCCCUCGAAUCAGAUAAAACUCACCAAUGUCUCGUUGGUGCGCAUCAAAAAAGGCAAGAAGCGAUUCGAAAUUGCCUGCUACAAGAACAAAGUCCUCGAAUGGCGCAACAAGAUCGAAAAAGAUCUCUCCAACGUCCUGCAAAUCGAAAACGUCUUCCUCAACGUCUCCAAAGGCCAAGUCGCUCCCAAGGCCGAUCUUGAAAAAGCCUUCCCCAAGAAGACGGUCGAGGAGAUCAUAAUAGACAUAUUGGAGAACGGAGAGCUGCAGGUCGGCGAAAAGGAGCGCAAUGCAGAACUCGAGCGCACCAAGAACGAGGUCAUCGACAUCGUAGCAGGCAAAUUGGUCGACCCGAAGACGAAGCGAGUAUACACCACCGGUAUGAUAGAAAAGGCGCUUGAUGGGCUGAGUAGCCAAGCCGCAGCGCAGCAGAGCGACCAUGCCGAGGCGGGAGACGACAAGGCCAAAGCAAAGGACUUGCCAAAGUGGACCGGUAUCGUGACCACCAAGUCUGCAAAAUCACAAGCCCUCUUCGCAAUGAAGGCUCUCAUCGCACACCAGCCCAUACCGGUCGCGCGCAUGCAAAUGAAGCUGCGCAUCACAUGUCCCACCUCGGUCCUCAAGCAGGCAAUCAAGAACGCACCCAAGACACCCGCGGGCACAGACGAAAAGACCUCAUCAGGCACAGUCAAGGAUGCAAUUCUCGGUUUCAUGGAGAACAUCGAGAGUCAGGACACCAUAGGCGCUGAAUGGGAAGCCGUGGGCCUCGUCGAGCCUGGCGCAUUCAAGGGCCUGAAUGAAAUCAUCGAAAGCCAGACAAAAGGAAGAGGCAACGUCGAGGUUUUGGAAAUGGCAGUCGGUGCAGACGAUUGA